AUAUGACGCAAGCACACCCGGAAGCUACCGAGAGCGCACGCGUCCUGUCUACAGAGCACCUGUGAACGAUGGAGCUUCAGUCUGUCAGGACAGAAACAGUGAAGGAGGAAGAAGAGAGACGGAGGGGAGGAGAGGGGGAGGAAGGAGUGACUCCAGGAGGAGGAGGAGGAGGGCAGAAGGCGGGGAUGAAGAGGAGACAUGAGGAAGAAGAGGCCUCACCUACCAAGAAGCUGGUGAUGGAUCACAGUGUGAAGGUGGCGAGUCACUACAACAGCCUGCAGGAAGUUGGUCUGGCUGCACGUAGUCGAAGCAGAAUCUUCUUCAUGAGGAACUUCAACAACUGGCUGAAGAGCGUCCUGAUCGGUGAGAUCCUGGAGCAGGUGCGGGGGGCGGGGCCUCAGCAGGUGUCUGUGUUGGACCUCGGCUGUGGGAAAGGAGGAGACCUGCUGAAGUGGAGGAAAGGAGGGAUCAAUCACCUGGUCUGUGCAGAUAUAGCGGGAGUGUCUGUGGAACAGUGUCAGAGUCGGUACGAAGACAUGAAGAAGAAAAGUCACGUUAACGAGAAAAUCUUCAGCGCUCAAUUUAUCACAGCAGACUGCACCAAGGAGGUUUUGUCAGAGAAGCUGGAUGACCCUGAGCUGAUGUUUGACAUCUGCAGCUGUCAGUUUGUUUAUCAUUACUCGUUUGAGAGCGAACAGAAGGCCGACAUGAUGCUGAGAAACGCCUGCGAGCGUCUGAAACCUGGAGGUUUCUUCAUCGGAACGACUCCAGACGCCUUUGAACUCGUUAAACGUUUGGAGGCGUCGGACUCUCUGUCGUUUGGUAACGAGGUUUUUAAAGUUUCCUUUCAGUCCAAAGGUGUCUAUCCUCAGUUCGGAUGUCAGUAUCACUUCAGCCUGGAGGACGUUGUCAACGUUCCAGAGUUCCUCGUCUACUUUCCUCUUCUUGAACACAUGGCGAAGCGUUACAACAUGCGUCUGGUGUUGAAGCAGAGAUUCUCUGAGUUCUUUAAUGAGAAAGUGAAAAAGGAGCAUCAUUGCAGUCUCAUGAUGAAGAUGAUGGCUCUGGAGCCGUUUCCCAUUGAGGAUGGAGGUCGACAGGCUACAGACAGCAGAGGAGAGUACUGCCAUGCCAAAGAGCACUGUAGCAGAGCUGGAGUCAAACUACCACUGGGCACUCUGAGCAGAUCUGAGUGGGAAGCCACCAGUAUCUACCUGGUGUUUGUCUUUCAGAAGAUGUCCUGAUGCUCAAGCUCUUCUUGGGUUUUUGAUCUUGCUUGCUGCUCACCAGCUCACCUGCUCUCCAUCUUGUGUUUGUACAGUGUUUAUCUGUUUUCUUUUCAAGUCAGUUUUUGAUAAACUAUGAACUGUGUUGGGUUUUUUGUCGAAAUGAAUUAAAACUAAAUUUAAACCUA
Molecule: messenger RNA, 1414 nt
Organism: Siniperca chuatsi (mandarin fish)
Lineage: Eukaryota; Metazoa; Chordata; Actinopteri; Centrarchiformes; Sinipercidae
Gene: rnmt
Product: RNA (guanine-7-) methyltransferase
Exons: 11
Coding region: 69-1244 (391 amino acids)
Biological process (GO): 7-methylguanosine mRNA capping
Cellular component (GO): nucleus
Molecular function (GO): mRNA 5'-cap (guanine-N7-)-methyltransferase activity
Source: RefSeq, a predicted model, not a curated record